Messenger RNA from Sapajus apella (tufted capuchin), 1601 nucleotides. RefSeq names its product formyl peptide receptor 3 (gene FPR3). The transcript has 2 exons. Gene Ontology annotation, cellular component: plasma membrane. Lineage: Eukaryota; Metazoa; Chordata; Mammalia; Primates; Cebidae. The record is from RefSeq and is a predicted model, not a curated record. The coding region runs from base 269 to 1327 and encodes 352 amino acids. Gene Ontology annotation, biological process: complement receptor mediated signaling pathway; positive regulation of cytosolic calcium ion concentration; inflammatory response. Gene Ontology annotation, molecular function: N-formyl peptide receptor activity; complement receptor activity.
UUUAAAAUGACCAUUCAGCUUUUUGUUCUUUGUUUCUGCUUUCUUUAGCCCUCCUCUCCCUAUAAAACCAAACUUCUCUGUUCUACUCAUCAAUACACACAUUUUAUUUUAAGGGAUUAGAUGUUGUCAAAUUCUAGAAUUACAAAUAAAGCCAACAUAAACUUUACACUAAAUUUACUGUAAUUUUGUCUUUUGACAAAUCCUUAGAGCUGGUGUUGCUCAACAGGAAGCCAGGAACUGGCCACAAGAAAGCUGGUGGUGUGGGAAGAUGGAAACCGACUUCUCCAUCCCUCUGAAUGAAUCUGAGAAGAUGCUCCCUGCGCCUGAUGGCUACACCAUUCUGUGGAUCUUCUCAUUGCUAUUCCACGGAGUCAGUUUUGUCUUCGGGGUCCUGGGCAAUGGGUUUGUGCUCUGGGUGGCUGGAUUCCGGAUGAAACGCACAGUCAGCACCAUCUGUUACCUGAACCUGGCCCUUGCUGACUUCUGUUUCAGUGCCAUCCUACCAUUCCGCACGGUCUCAGUCGCCAUGGGAGAAAAGUGGCCUUUUGGCCGGUUCCUAUGUAAGUUAGUUCACGUCAUGGCAGACAUCAACCUUUAUGUCAGUGUCUACCUGAUCACUGUCAUUGCCCUGGACCGCUGUAUUUGUGUCCUGCAUCCAGUCUGGGCCAUGAACCACCGCACCAUGAGUCUGGCCAAGAGAGUGAUCAUGGGACUCUGGAUUGUUGCCAUAGUCUUUACCUUACCAAAUUUUAUCUUCUGGACUACAAGUACUGAGAAUGGGGACACAUACUGUAUCUUUAACAUGGCAUUCUGGCUUGACACUGUUGCAGAGAAUUUGAACGUGUUCAUUAACAUGGUCAAUGUCUAUGUGAUCCUCCACUUCAUUAUUGGCUUCAGCAUCCCCAUGUCCAUCAUCACAGUCUGCUAUGGGAUCAUCUGUGCGAAAAUUCACAAGAAGCGUAUGAUUAAAUCCAGCCGUCCCUUAUGGGUCCUCACUGCUGUGGUGGCUUCUUUCUUCAUCUGUUGGUUCCCUUCUGAAGUAAUUGGCAUUCUAAUGGCAGUCUGGCUCAAAGAGAUACUGUUCAAUGGCAAAUACAAAAUCAUUGUUGCCCUGGUUAACCCAGCAAGUUCCUUGGCCUUUUUUAACAGCUGCCUCAACCCAAUUCUCUACGUCUUCAUGGGUCGUAACGUCCAAGAAAGACUGAUUCGCUCCUUGCCCACUAUUUUGGAGAGGGCCCUGAGCGAGGGCCCUGACUUAGCCAAGAGUAGCAACAGAAACGCCAAUCCUGCUUCACCUCCUGAGGAGACAGAGUUACAAACAGUGUGAGGUUGGGGGUACUUUUGAGCUCUCUACCCUGCGUUUCUUCUACUCUCACACCACCACCACAAUCACCAACAUAAGAGAGGACUUCUGUAUCACAUGUGUAGGGGGUUUUCCCCACAACCAAGCAGUAGACACCAGCUGGGUGUCCUACAAUUGACAGUUGAGACACAAGUCACAAAUCCAGGCUUCUGAAAUUUCUGACCAACCAGCUUCAAUAUGGGGUUCCCACCAGCCCCUCUUCGGGGGUAGAGUGGCUCAUGGAACUCAGAGAAAUGAU